AUGUCAAACUCAAAAACAUUUAUAAAAAGAAUUUUUAAUAGAUCAAACACAUUCUCAGUAGAAGCAGCUUCGGAAGGACUUAACGAUAAUCAAGUUGAUAGUUUUAAACAAAACCGCGAAGUUGUGGGGAACAAUAAUCAAAGAAAAGUGAAAUCUUGUGUUGUUAGUGAAAAAGAAUAUCAAAAGAUGUUAAAGAAGGAAAGAAAGCAAGCGAAAACAAAAUUGGAAUUAAAAAUAUCCUGUAAUCCUGACGUAAUGAAUCCACAUUGUAUGCUGUUUUACGCAGUGCAAUAUAAAGAUUUCGAUUUACUGGAGCAUGUGAUGAAAACAUAUCCAAGCUUUGAUAUCAACCAACUGAACGACGACGGCAUUGCAGCAAUUCAUUUUGCAGCAAUGGUUGGUUCAACUGAAAGUAUCGCCAUUUUGAAAUCGUUUGGUGCAGAUAUAGACAAAGAAGACAUUCGCGGUAAUCCUCCUUUUCAUUAUGCAAUAUUGAUGAAAAAAUACAACUUUGCCGGUGCUCUAUUGCGUCAAGGAGCAAGAGAUAUCAUACUACACAACCAAAGCCCUGAACUUUUAAAAGGCUCAAAUUUGGCGAAAUUCAAGAAACAUUACCAGGCUGCAUUGGUGAUGAACAUAAUUUUGAGAAACAUGAAACUUUUAGGGGGAAUUUUUUUUAACAAAACAGCCUAA
Messenger RNA from Hydractinia symbiolongicarpus, 693 nucleotides. Its product is annotated as putative ankyrin repeat protein RF_0381. The transcript is spliced from 2 exons. Lineage: Eukaryota; Metazoa; Cnidaria; Hydrozoa; Anthoathecata; Hydractiniidae. Bases 1 to 693 code for a protein of 230 amino acids. The record is from RefSeq and is a predicted model, not a curated record. Gene Ontology annotation, molecular function: protein binding.